AUGGCAACCGAGGAUGCCCGAUACAAACAGUCAAGCCAAUAUCGGCUAUGGUCCUUCACCCCGUCACAUCUCGCUACCCUUCGCGAGAAAACUAAUACCCUCGCACGAACUCACAUCUCUAAUCGUCUGCGUGCCUCAGAUUCGCCUGUAGAUCCUUUACCUAACUUCCUAACCCCCGACGAAGAAUACACCAUCUUGAAUCACUUCACUCUCGAGCUAUUGCGCGCCGCUCCAUACUGCCAACUCCCGACCGAUAUCCAAGCGACCGCUGCCAUAUUUUUACGGCGCUUUUAUCUUACCAAUAGCGUAAUGACAUACCCGCCGCAGGAACUUAUUAAGACCUGCAUAUUCUUUGGUUGUAAGGCUGAGGGUUAUUUUAUACGCGUACAAAAGAUCGCAGAUACCUUUCCGAAUACGACCGGCGAGAUGAUUCUAGCUGCCGAAUAUGUUCUAUGUCAGGGAAUACGUUUCGCAUUCGAUGUGAGGCAUCCGUUUCGUGCUCUGGAAGGAACUGUCAUGGAACUCAGAAGACUAGGCGACUUUGAUGAUGACAGGAUAAACCAUGCGCACAAGAGAACGAGGGACAUCUUGAAAUUUAGUCCAUUGGUUACCGAUGCAUAUUUCCACUACACACCCAGCCAGAUCAUGUACGCCGCGCUGGCAAUGGCUGAUGAGGAAUUGGUGCAGCGUAUGCUUCGAGAGGCGUUCGCAGGCCAAGGCGAAGAGGCCAAAGCUAAAGUUUGGGGUGUCAUACAGAACUGCAAAGAAAUGCUAGAGAAAGAACCCCCAGAGAAGAUGGCUAGCUAUUGGACGGAUCCGGAAAGUACUAAAGCUAUUAAAGCCUUGCGGAGGAAGCUCAUCAAGUGCAGAGACCCUGAUAGAGCCGAUCUAGUCGCCCUACAAAAGGCGCGAAGGGAAGAAGCCGUGCCAAAACCGAAACCAAAGGUGGGCUCCGAUGCAGAUGAGAAGGUAUUUGGGAAUGGAACCGGCGAAGGACGAGACGCGAAAAGACGAAAGGUUGUUCCUGAAGGAGGUGACCCUUUUGGACCUCCCUUAUGA
Messenger RNA from Daldinia childiae, 1059 nucleotides. RefSeq names its product Cyclin CCL1. Bases 1 to 1059 code for a protein of 352 amino acids. The record is from RefSeq and is a predicted model, not a curated record. The transcript has 2 exons. Lineage: Eukaryota; Fungi; Ascomycota; Sordariomycetes; Xylariales; Hypoxylaceae. Gene Ontology annotation, molecular function: cyclin-dependent protein serine/threonine kinase regulator activity. Gene Ontology annotation, biological process: regulation of cyclin-dependent protein serine/threonine kinase activity; regulation of transcription by RNA polymerase II. Gene Ontology annotation, cellular component: nucleus; transcription factor TFIIK complex.